Messenger RNA from Neoarthrinium moseri, 1674 nucleotides. RefSeq lists its product as uncharacterized. The record is from RefSeq and is a predicted model, not a curated record. The coding region runs from base 1 to 1674 and encodes 557 amino acids. Gene Ontology annotation, biological process: regulation of DNA-templated transcription. The transcript has a single exon. Gene Ontology annotation, molecular function: DNA-binding transcription factor activity. NCBI's taxonomy places the organism in Eukaryota, Fungi, Ascomycota, Sordariomycetes, Amphisphaeriales, Apiosporaceae.
AUGUCGCAGAGGGGGCCUGCGUCUCGCCCUGUCUCGCCCCCUUCCGCGAGGUCACCAGCUUCAGCUCAACUUACGCCUCUGGAUACACAUCAGCCUGGUCUGCGGGGAGGCGGUGGUCCGCCAUCGGAGGAUGGAUCUCAAGAGACCGGUAGCGGUUCGAGCACGAGCGGAGAGCGAUCGCAGCUCGCACAAAGAAGUUUAGGCGUUCGCAACAUCUUGAACCCGGCAGAUUCCCAGCCUUCUCCCGCAAACCCCGGCCCUUCCGUGACUCAACAACGGCAUGGACGGGGCAUUUCAGGUGCAGCGAUGACGAGCCAAGGCGAACACAGACUAGACACGUCUGCACAACAAGCGUACAUGGCGCGUGGGCAAGACGUGUCUUCUCCUCAUCGAGCUAUGGUGCGGCCGAGUGGCGAGACGACUCCAUCGACGGGACGCGAGUCACCGGCAGCAGUUCAUCCAUGGCCAGUUCUCGGGGCACCAAGGCGGUAUGCGACACCAAGGUCGCCCAGAGCCAGCAGCUUCAGUCACGGUCCGCCGCCGCGGACACAAAGCCAACAAUCUCACUUUUCUGGGACAAGUCUAGCUGGGCCGGGACGAGGUUUUGUCUCCGAAGGACCCUCUGAAAGGGCUCCCCUAAGUCAGUCGGCCCAUCCGCUUGCACCACAGUUGAGCGGGCUUGGAUUACCCGGGGUGUCUCCUGGUAGUGUGCCGAACCUCAACGCGCCGCCUCGGUCUCUAUCGCAACCUAUGAUCCGCCCACAUCCAGAGCAGCAGUCUUCGAUUCAGGGAUCCCCGCAUCAUCUUCAUCGACCGCCGAUCUUGCCUAGCCCACCUCCGUACGCAACCAGCGUUCCUCCUCAGCGAAGUUUCUUUGCGCAUGGAAACACCCAUUGGCAACAAUCGCUUGGCGGUCAGCAAGGUGUGAGAGGUGGCGGGUUCCCAGAUGAAGUUAUGUUUGCUGCACCAGGGGUGGAGGCUAUUCCCGUGAUUGUUAAUACGACCACUGCCUCAAAACAGGCUGAUGAGAAGCGACUUCGAAAUGCAGGAGCAUCAGCGAGGUUUCGGCAGCGCAAGAAGGACAAGGACAACCACAGGGAAGGUCUUAUAGAGAAACUGGAGGCACAAAACAGAGAACUCGAGAAGCGUAUUCGCGAGUUGGAACAAGAAAGGGAACUGUACGCGGCAGACCGCGACCGUCUCCGAGAUGUCGUUCAGCGAACACCCGGAAUCUCGGAGCUGGCCUACCAGGGUGUACACAGUCCUUCGACAAGCGUGGGCUCCUUUGCCCAAAGGAGCCCACACGGGUCCGUUCCUCCCCCGCCGCCUCUGCCGAUGACAUAUGGGACAUCAGAAUCUGGGUCGGAAGAAAGGCCUUCUAGACGGCGAAGGACUGAUCCCCAGCUGGAUUUCAUCAGUCCACCAUACACGACAGCCUUGCCACCUCCGCUAAGCUACAACGCACCUUUAUCGCAACCCGGUACUCCCUCAACUUCUGAAAGGCUUCCGCCUCUUCGACUGGAUCAACCGAACGUUGGCCCAAGUGCCCCAUCGGAGCACACCUCGGGGAAUCCUACAGGUCAGGGUCAAUCCUUUUCACCGUUCAAGCGCGAACCAUACGAAGCACGCUGGGCAACCAGGCCCGGUGGGCCGCCUGACCAAAGGCAGCAAUAA